UGGUGCAUAAAGCCGCCGCCGCUGCUGCCACCACCGCCGUUGGUUUCCAGCAGCAGCUCUGGCCUCCUCUCGGCUGCGGGAGCAGCUGCUCCAAUGCCCCAGAGCGGCCAUGAGCUCCCCGCACUGGUGGGACCAGCUGCGGGCUGGCAGCUCGGAAGUGGACUGGUGCGAGGACAACUACACCAUCGUGCCUGCCAUCGCCGAGUUCUACAACACGAUCAGCAACGUCUUGUUUUUCAUUUUACCGCCCAUCUGCAUGUGCUUGUUUCGUCAAUAUGCAACAUGCUUCAACAGUGGCAUCUACUUAAUAUGGACUCUGUUAGUUGUAGUGGGAAUUGGAUCCGUCUACUUCCAUGCAACCCUUAGUUUCCUGGGUCAGAUGCUUGAUGAACUUGCAAUCCUUUGGGUUCUGAUGUGUGCUCUGGCCAUGUGGUUCCCCAGAAGGUAUCUGCCAAAGAUCUUUCGGAAUGACAGGGGCAGGUUCAAGGCGGUGGUCUGCGUCCUGUCUGCAGUUACAACGUGCCUGGCGUUUGUCAAGCCUGCCAUCAACAACAUCUCUCUGAUGACCCUGGGGGUUCCUUGCACGGCGCUGCUCAUUGCUGAGCUAAGGAGGUGUGACAACGUGCGUGUUUUUAAGCUGGGCCUCUUCUCGGGCCUCUGGUGGACCCUCGCCCUCUUCUGCUGGAUCAGUGACCGGGCCUUCUGUGAGCUGCUGUCAUCCUUCCACUUUCCCUACCUGCACUGCGUGUGGCACAUCCUCAUCUGCCUGGCCGCCUACCUGGGCUGCGUGUGCUUCGCCUACUUUGAUGCUGCUUCCGAGAUACCCGAGCAAGGCCCCGUCAUCAAGUUUUGGCCCAGCGAGAGAUGGGCCUUCAUCGGCGUCCCCUACGUGUCCCUUCUGUGCGCCAGCAAGAAAUCACCGGUCAAGAUCACGUGAUGGCUAGGCAGUGGCUGGCCUCUCUGCUUAUUUUCCCUCGCGCACCUUAAACUUCAUCUGCCAGCAGAGACAGCCAGGGGGGUUCGCAGAGUCGGGGGUGGAGUCUGUCUUUUAAAAAAUUCAGUGCCCUUGGGUUCUAACUAGUGUGUCUGUGGACCGCCAGGACUCCACGGUGCCUGGGGAGCAGCGGGUGUCUUUCCCAAAGGUGGGAAGUAGAGGGCCGAGGGGCACUAGGUGUGUCUCCUCAGUGUCACCUCCAGCUACAGUGCUCGUUGGGCUGCGUCCUUUAUGGUGAUGGCAGAGCCGUCCCGUGGGGGACCCAGCGCUGCACACGCCUCGCUUCCUGGAGAGAGUUUGCUCCAGAUCCCACCGUUCCCAUGUGCUCUCGGAGCGGACCCUCCCUUGACAGACAAAUCCUGCGCCAGACAAGACCCUCUGACUGUAUGAUGGAAGAGGCCAGAGGUUUUCAUUUGGGGAAACUGUCCUGAAACGAAAGCAAACAAAUGGAACGCACACAGGGCUUGUGGCUAAGGAGGCUGGUUUCCCCCCUUGCAGCUCUCCAUAACCCAGGGUUUACGUACAUGUGUGCAUCCUUUUCCUGCUACCUCUUCUGAGAGAUGGGAACUUGGCUUUAGAUCAGGGUGAAGCUAACAAGCAAAACCCUCUAUGCCAAAACCGACACUCCACGUUAAGCCGUUCUUGAAGAUAAGCACAAGUUUUAAAUGCUGACAUGGUCCCCGCCCCCCAGCCCAGUACCCUCAAACACGCAAAGAGAAGACUAGCUACGGUGUGAGUGGUGUGAGCUUUCCAUACAGAGACCCACCCCUUUACUGCUUGACCUCUGUGACAUUGCCAACGGCCUGUGACAAUCGUGGUAGGGGUCCUGGUUCAAACUUUGGAGCAAACAUGAAGUUUUAGAAGUUGUGCUCAUUGGAAGCCUCCUGUAUGCUGUGCUACUCUGGAAAUUAUCCUCAAGAAUCUUGCCGCUUCUUUCUUUGAUAUUUACUGUGGGAAUUACACUCCAUAUCCUCACAGUAUGAGGUGCUUCCUGUGGUUUCUCCGCGCUGGCGUUUGACCACGUGCUUUUCUUAAGUGCUGGCCUUAACUACACACUGGCUGCUUUGGGUGCAGCAGGGCAAAUCUCUUGCCUUCUGAGUUCUCACCUAAAGUGACACUGGCUGCAACUCCUGUCCUCUUCACUGGGCUGAAUGGGAGACUCUGCAUAUGUCUUCAAGGUGCGAGGUGGGAAUUCAUGACCUCAGGGAUACUCAUUUUAACUCAGGCAUCUCUUGCUUUGCAACAUUCCAUCACAGGAGAGGGCAGAACAGACCUGUCCUUCUUGUGUGGAUGGGAAUCACGUCACUGUCCUAAGUAUUUAAGAGUUGGGCAGUAACAGAUUUUGGCUUGUCCGGGAACUCUUACUCUGGUUAAAAUUUGCACAGAAUUGCAGGUGAAAAGUCCAAGAAGCAACUGAAUUUAGACUUUAAAAAUGAGUGACUUUAUUCUACUUCUGUGGUUUUCAAAUUAUUUUAGCAGCAGAGCCCUGUUUGCAGUAAGAAAUCUUUAUGGAGACCUAAUGUGUGAAAUAAUUUGUAUUUUAUUAGCUUAAAUUUAUUUUGAGGUUAAACUUAUAGCACUUCGUGAAUAAUGUAAAAGGCAGUGAAAAUGGAAAUUAACAAAUUGGUGGUUUCCAAGGUACAAAAAUUUGGUAUUGAAUGAGUGUACAUGUUGCUUUAUUGUAGUUUAAAAAACGAUAUUUGAAUUAAAUACUCGUGGAAUCUUUAAUGUACCGAUAUGAGACCUAGGUGGCUUGUGGAACAGAAUUGGAAAAACUGCUCUUAAGUCCUUUGGGUUUCAAGUCUAGAAUUUUCUUUAAAGGGAAAUGUCAGACCAUCCAGAUUGACCACCCAGGCACAGAUUCUCGUCUCAUCCAUCCUGCAAUAUAAAAAUGCUCCAACUAGGGAGUUUGUUGUACUUUAAGCCCAGCUCUUUUAGUGGGAAAAAGUAAAUAAGGAGAAGCAGAGAGUGUAGGAAAUGUUUUGUGUGUGUGUGAGGUUUAAUUUUUGUCUUGAAAGCUCCUCAGUGAUGGGAGCAUUGUCCCAACAAUUAAGGAGGGACAAUUUCUCCCUAUGAAAUGAAGGGUGUGUUCCGUGGGAAACACCAUCUCCAGCCCCCAAGGCUUUGACAUUGCCCUUCUGGAAGGUUCUGAGUGACCUUUGGAAAUAGGGAUACAAUGUGACUCUGCUGGAAGUAAGGAAGUAAGUACACUAACUCACAGGACUAUUUCUCUGCUUCUCCUACAAGACAAAUGACUAAGUUAAGUUUAGGAGAGAAUGCUUUUGUUAUGAAAAACAGAAUGCCCUCCUAGAGAUUGGUUUUAAUGAGAUGAGGGCUGAGAAGAAAGUGUGGAAUGGGGUAUAUUUGAGGAAGACAAGACUUUGCUUUUGAACAGAAAUCACUACGCUUGCCAUUGUGGGAUGGUAAAUCAAGAGAGUAGGAAUAGGGCUUCCCUGGUGGCACAGUGGUUAAGAAUCCGCCUGCCAAUGCAGGGGACUCGGGUUCGAGCCCUGGUCCA
Molecule: messenger RNA, 3512 nt
Organism: Balaenoptera musculus (blue whale)
Lineage: Eukaryota; Metazoa; Chordata; Mammalia; Artiodactyla; Balaenopteridae
Gene: ACER2
Product: alkaline ceramidase 2
Exons: 6
Coding region: 110-937 (275 amino acids)
Biological process (GO): ceramide metabolic process
Cellular component (GO): membrane
Molecular function (GO): hydrolase activity, acting on carbon-nitrogen (but not peptide) bonds, in linear amides
Source: RefSeq, a predicted model, not a curated record